Messenger RNA from Punctularia strigosozonata HHB-11173 SS5, 1191 nucleotides. RefSeq lists its product as uncharacterized. The record is from RefSeq and is a predicted model, not a curated record. Bases 1 to 1191 code for a protein of 396 amino acids. The transcript has 2 exons. NCBI's taxonomy places the organism in Eukaryota, Fungi, Basidiomycota, Agaricomycetes, Corticiales, Punctulariaceae.
AUGGUCGACUUUGCGGCAACCCAACUCCUUAUACUCCGCUCCUCGCCUCACCAUCGCCUCGCCCGUGACCUGACGAUGCGACACAUUUCUGGAGCGUGGACUCCGUCGCGGCUUGUCGAGAAAGACAUGUCAUGCUGUCCCGGCCUUGACGGCGAUGCCAAACGUGUUCGCCUAGAGGGGAUGGAGGACGUCGCGCGAAAGCUCACCACCUCCUCCAGGGUCAUGAACGCGACGUAUUUGUACAUCGAUCUAGACUCGCCGACGGCCAACGUUCCCGAGUUUCAAAUCUCGCUCCCGCACCUGCGGAAAUUGUCGAUCAAGUACCCCUCUGUCGAUCCGGCGAAGCAGAUUCUGUCGUUUAUGGCCCUCAGUUCCCUAGAGGUGCUCGAACUUUGUGACCGCUGGAACGUUAUCCUUCCGGAGGGACAAGACUCGUCGCCGCUGCUGCACUACCUGGCUCAGCCAUCAGCCAUCACCCCGAAUCCUUCGGUAGCAUUCUCUUCUCUCAACCACCUCUGCAUGCAGGACAUGCGCUUCUCUGAAGCUUCAUUGUGGACCUUCUUAUCGCAGUGCACGGGUCUCAAACACCUCUGCUUGAGCGACUGUUCCAUGCCUUACGAUUAUUCCGGAGCAUUCUACCCUCCGGCCCGGCUGCCAGCCCUCGCGACCCUGCGGAUUACCUACCGGGAUACUUCCCUUGCACAAAACCUACUAGCUUGUAUCGACGCCCCCACGCUCCACACCCUCUCGCUUCGCGACCUCAACGAUAUCGCUUUCGUAAAUUGCGCUGCCGUUCUCAACGAUUCCUCGGACUUGUUCAGAUUGGACUACAAGAGAUCGUGCCGUUUCCUCCGGUCGUUCCUGGUCCUCGAACUGUUUAAUAUGCACGCAUUCCCAGCAGCCAUCGCAGAAUUCCUGGUCCAUUGCCCUGCCCUUCAGCACAUCGUGCUCACCAAUUGUACCCCUAAGAUACAGGAGGGCUUGGUCCUGACCGUGUUUCCCAAGAGGGCUUUAGCGAUAUACCAGGACCCAGGGCGCUACCCCUCGCACGUUACGGAGCGCGUACUGCCCAGUCUCAAAGACGUCGAUUGCUUCAGUGCAGGACUCAUCGGCCAAAAGACGACGCUGGAAGCGAAUUUUUUUUGCCCGACUCAGGGUGUUAUUGCGACUUCCCCAAGAGGAACUGGCUAA